CCUACGAAUAUCUUCAUCGCGUUCGCCAUUCGUUCAUCUUCCUUCUCUGUCUCUCUCACGAAAGUUCUUCUUGGUUUCUUCGACGCAGGUUUCAUUUUUUUUUUUAAUUAAUGGCGCGUACCCUUGCAAUUGUUAUAUAUAUAUAUUCUCCUCCUUCGUCGUUUCCAACUCACUCAAAAAAUUUUCUUUUUAAUGCGUUCCAGUUCAUUCUUCAUGGCCGGCAACUACUCUUGUUUUCUCAGAUGGUCUAAUUUUUUAAUUCAUUCCGCUUAGAUCCCAAACCUUUCUCAUAAUCCCCUUUCAUUUACUCAAAAAAUAUCUGAUUUUGCUUCUGAUUAGUACUAAAAAAUCUCGCCUUUCUCUGCUUUCCACCGUUUUUCUCCGAUGGGCUGCGUGGGCUCCAGAGAGGCGCACUUAGAUCGCCGGCGAAGUCCGCCGUCGUAUUGCCGGAGCCUUUCCAUGCCGGUCGUCCAUGGCUCCCAACGCAAAGGCGACAGUCUCCACGUCGUCUCCCUCACGUUCUCCACUCUCGGCUCCCUCAGACUCGAUCAAAAUCAAGAUUCAUUCGAUCCGGAAAUCAUGAACACAAAUGAUCGCGAUCAGAAAGCCCCCAAAUCCAUCGCCGCCGCUGGUGAUGUUGAACAACCGGAGCCAGAAUCGGAGAUGAUCAACACCUGGGAGCUCAUGGAAGGUCUCGAUGAGUGCGAAAGUCCUCUGCCUCUCCAGCUAUCACAAGCCAACAGAUCCUUCUCCUUCGAAACAAUCCGAGCUUCGCCGGAACCACCUCCGGCGAUCUCCAAAUCAUUAGUAACCUCCGCAGCUGGCUCCCCAAAACCAUUAUGGAUAAAAACAGAUCAACUCGAUCCUGAAGUAAUCACCAUUUUCCAAAAAGCCAUGACAGAGCUAUCUCCACAACACCCCACCCUUCGCCAUCGCCUCUCUCCGGCGAAGUACAGGCCGGAAGAAAUCCCAAAAUUCCCCGGAAUCGUAAAAGCAAGAGUCGCCGAUUUCCAGCAGAAAAUUGACGCAAGAAGACGAAGUUUUAAGUCGAACACCAGCAUAAAAAUAUCACCUUUGAAAAAACCGCCGUCCGCCGGAAAGGGGAAAGUGGUUCUCUACUCCACCAGCCUCAGGGGAGUGAGGAAGACAUACGAAGAUUGUCUGAACGCUAAAGCUAUUCUUCAGAGCUAUGGAGUCCGAAUCGACGAAAGAGAUGUUUCAAUGCAUGGAGGUUUCAGGGAUGAAUUGAGUGAAAUUCUGGGCGCUGGAACUAAGCUCCCGAAGAUUUUUGCUGAUGGAAGAUAUCUGGGAGAAGCAGAGGAGGUGGAGAAGAUGCACGAGAGUGGAGAAUUGGGGGAAGCGUUGAAGGGUUGUGAGAUGGCGAAUGGUUUGAAGGGGAGCAAUGGAGUGGAUUGUGAGGGCUGUGGUGAUUACAGGUUUCGGCCAUGUGAGGUCUGUUGGGGGAGCUGUAAGGUGUUUGUGGAGGGGGAAGAAGAUGAAAUUGGUGGUGGGUUUAGGAGAUGCAUGAAUUGUAAUGAGAAUGGGCUGGUUCGAUGCCCUCAUUGUUCUUGAGCAUCGAUUGUUGCUGAUUGUACAGUGAGGGUUUUCAUGAAUUCCAGGAAAA
Phalaenopsis equestris is the source of this 1624-nucleotide messenger RNA. RefSeq lists its product as uncharacterized. The coding region runs from base 385 to 1572 and encodes 395 amino acids. Lineage: Eukaryota; Viridiplantae; Streptophyta; Magnoliopsida; Asparagales; Orchidaceae. The record is from RefSeq and is a predicted model, not a curated record. The transcript has a single exon.